Agelaius phoeniceus (red-winged blackbird) is the source of this 3018-nucleotide messenger RNA. RefSeq names its product interleukin 31 receptor A (gene IL31RA). The record is from RefSeq and is a predicted model, not a curated record. Gene Ontology annotation, molecular function: protein binding. NCBI's taxonomy places the organism in Eukaryota, Metazoa, Chordata, Aves, Passeriformes, Icteridae.
AGGACAUGUUCAGCAAUUUGAUUUGGAUGUUUGUCCUGCUCUGCAGCUCUGUAGCAGAUGAAAACUCCAUCAGAGAUGCUGACAUUUUUCCUUCAUCUCCUGAAAUUGAAAGAGGAUCCUCCCUGAAACUAUCCUGUGUUCUUAGAAAGAACUACAUUCCACAGAGAAAUGCAAGCCACAUCAUUUGGAAAUUGAAUGAUGAAUUGAUUGCUCCAGAAAACUAUAACAUUGUGAAUAAGACUGUAUCUAAUAUAACCAUCCAUAAUUUCACUUACAGCACAGCUUAUGUGGAAUGUUUAAUGAAGUACUCAAACAAGGAAAUACCUUUGGUUCGCACAGAAGUUAAAUCUGGCUUUCGUCCAGACAUGCCAGAAAAUAUUUCCUGCAUUUAUUUCUAUGAUGUUAACCUUACCUGUACCUGGAAUGCAGGAAGAGAAACAAGUCUUACAACGAACUAUACUCUUUACCGAAAACUGAUGUCUUCUCCAGAUUUGGUUAGAUCCUGCCUGACUAGAACAGAGUCGUGUUCAUUUUUUUAUCCUGACAAUGAUUACAGUAAUGAUUUUUGUUUUCAAGUGGAAGCUAAAAAUGUUUUGGGUGCAUCCUUAACAGAGUGUGUCCCUAUACCUUUGCAAAAAAUAGAGAAAUUUGCCCCUCCUGAAAUAAUUUCAGUUAAAAAAAUCCCUGGUAUAAAGCAGUCACUUACAGUAACCUGGAAAAUGCCUGAGAAGAUUAUCCCUUUAAAACAGAUUAUUUGCCAGGUUCAAUACAGAAACUUGUAUUCAAACUUUACCGAAUAUGUCAAUGUCUCACUGAAUUCUAAGAAGAAUAUAGGAUCAUGUAAUCUCACAGGUCUGUGGGACUCCACAGACUAUUCUGUUGCCAUUCGGUGUGUCAAUAAUGAGUCAGCAUUUUGGAGUGGAUGGAGUGGAGAGAAAAGCGAAAGCACAGAAGAAAAUGCUCCUUCAGGAAAAGUGGAUUUGUGGAGAGUAAUUGAGUCUUCACGCUCAUCUAGAAAUAGAUCUGUACAUCUUAUGUGGAAGCCAUUAAAAAGCUUUCCGCCUUCUGGGAGGAUUCUAGGCUACAAAAUACAGUAUUUUCCAGAAAACAAGGCUGCACAUAAAAGGACAAACAAUUCUACUGAACAGAAAAUGACCUUACUUUUAAAUGAAGAGGCACAUAUAAUAUCUGUCACUGCUUAUAACUCUGCUGGAGAGUCUCCUGAAGCUAUUUUGAGGAUUCCAUCCUCUGAUGAAAAAUCCUCUCAGAUGAUUGAAAAAGUGGAGACCUCUACAACAAAUGAAGAAGUGGUGGUGCAGUGGAUAACCUCUGAACCAGAAACAACCAAAUAUGUGGUUGAGUGGUAUGAGGAAUUGGAGAUGGACCCUUUUGGUAGAUCAUGGCAAUAUGUAUCAAAUUCUACAAAGUGGAAAAAUAACAAAAAAAACUUUAAACCAUAUAUAUGCUAUAACAUCUUGGUGUAUCCUCUUUAUGGAAGUAAUGUAGCAGCUCCAUCUUACACACAAAUCUAUGCUGAAGAAAAAAAGCCAUCAGAAGGACCUGUGGCUGAUACAGGCAUUCUGGGGAAAAAUGAAGUUACAGUAAAGUGGAAUGAGAUUUCAAAGGCUAAAAGAAAUGGAUUUAUCACUAACUAUACAAUAUUUUAUAAACCUGAAGAUGGAAAAGAAUUGAAUGAAACAGUGAACUCUGAUGUUCUACAAUACAGACUGAAGUCCUUACAGGCUAAUACACAAUAUACUGUUCAGAUCAUGGCAAGCAACAAAGCUGGGGGAACCAUUGGAGAGCCAAAAACCUUCAAGACUUUAAAACUGGAUAAAGAAGAUAUCUUUUUUAUUGCUUUACCUGUUGAGAUAAGCAUUUUGUGUCUGAUAGGCCUUUGGAUAACGUGCGUUUUGAAAAAACACGUGUUUAAAAAGGUUUGCUGGCCUGAUAUACCAAAUCCUGAAGAAAGUCUUGCAGUGGAAUGGCCUCUUCCUUCAUCUGUGAAUAAUUCAUUUUUGAAGAGAAUGUCAUCUCAGACCAAAACUGUAGACUUUGAAGAAAUAAAUGUUUUGGAAUACUGUUUUCCUGAAGAAAGUCAGGAAGGAUCCCUACUAAUAAAUUAUGAAAACCAUGUUUCUGAAUGUACUGGUAUUAAUACAAAAGGCAUAAUUAACAGACAUGAAAAGAUACUGCAUAAUGAAGAGAAUGAAGCUGCUAAAAGUUUUUCCCCAUCCAUGCCUUAUAUAAUUACUGAUCAAUUUACCAGAAGUCAAAUGCAUUCAGCUUUGAUACCAGGGAAGGAAGUCCAGCCCACAGAAGUGGCAAGUGAUUUGUGUGGAUCCCAGCAGAAUCCAAUUAAAAAUGAAGAAAAUGACGAUGAGGAAGUUUUAAGGCUGGAAGAUUUCAGUGCAAAAACACUGUUCAAUCCGUAUCUUAAAAAUUCAGUUAAAACCAGGGAAUUUCUUGUUUCUGAGAGCUUGCCAGAGCCCAGUAUUCAGUCAGGUGCCUUACCUCCUUUUCAACCAAAUGUUCUGGCACAGUCCUACAUAACAGUGGACGUGUUCAGGCUGGCCAAAGGUCAGUAGUGUGAGAGAGCUCCGUUGUAAAAUCCUCCUGUGAGCUAUCCCUGGGCACUGCUGCUCACAGGCAGGCACAUGUUCUGAGGUGGCUGAGCUCGGGUAAUUUGGAUGGGAGCACCCUCUUCCUUCAAAUAGUUGUGAAUUAAUUUGUUAUGCUGUGCGUGUGCGCGUCAGAGUUCACUUUCAGUGUGGAUGUUUGAGGUAUUUGUUGGUUUGUUUUGGUUUGUUUGUUUUACCAGAUAUGCCAGUAGUGAGACAAAAGAAAUAGCUUUUGUUAUUUCUUCUUAGUUCUCCUGUUUCAACCUGCUAAAACAAACUGAUAUUUGCUUCAGGAGCAUCCAGCAGUACAAGCAGCUCAUCUCUUGCUCCCCACACAACCAGUUCCCAAGGCUCAGUUCUGAUGGGGAAACAUGGACAGACUUGAACAGAGUCAGAA